Apus apus (common swift) is the source of this 1482-nucleotide messenger RNA. RefSeq names its product ECSIT signaling integrator (gene ECSIT). The transcript has 7 exons. The record is from RefSeq and is a predicted model, not a curated record. NCBI's taxonomy places the organism in Eukaryota, Metazoa, Chordata, Aves, Apodiformes, Apodidae. Gene Ontology annotation, cellular component: mitochondrion. The coding region runs from base 102 to 1463 and encodes 453 amino acids.
CGCUGGCCCGCGGGGUCGCGGCAGAUGGCGGCGCCCGUCGGUGCGACCAGGCCGGGGACCCCGUUUCCAGCUCUCACCUCUGACCCGCCCGCGCUGACGUCAUGAGGCUGCCCUGGGUCCGCGCGCUGCCGCGGGGGCUCUGGGGGGCCUGGGGGUGCCCGCAGGUCACCCGGAGCCUGUCCCACCACGGCGGUCGCCCAGCGGGGGAGCCGGCAGGGCAGGCCUGGGGGGACACUGCGGGGGACUCCUCGGGGGGUCCCUCAGAGGACACCUCGGGGACCCCGGCCUGGCGCAGCACCCCCCGCGGGGCGCAUGACGAGGGCCGGGGCUCCGAGGGCCGGGGCUCCGAGGGCCGGGGUCCCGCAGCCUUCGCGGCCGCGCUGUCGGCGCUGGAGCAGGCGCCGGGGCGGCGCGUGGGGCGGCUGGAGCUGGUGGAGGCGGCGCUGGCGGCCAUGCCGGCGCUGGGGGUGGCGCGGCAGCGCGAGGCCUAUCACCGGCUGCUGCGGCUGCUGCCCCGCGGGCCCUGGGUGCCCCGCGGGCCCCUCCAGCGCCUGCUGGCCCCCUUCCCCCGGCAGCAGGAGUGUGGCCUCCAGAUCCUGGAGCAGAUGGAGCGAUACGGCGUGAUGCCGGACGCGGAGACGCGGUUUCUGCUCCUGGGGGUCUUCGGGCCCCGCAGCCGCCCUGUCCGCAAGUGCCAGCGGAUGCUGUACUGGCUGCCGCGGCUGCGCCACGUGGAUCCCUACCCCCUGCCCCCCCAGCUGCCCCCCCCCGGCCUGGCUGCUGCCCGCCUGGGCCUGCACCGCAUCGCCAACGACCCCGACGCCCGUGUCACUGUCUAUCAGCGGCCAGUGCCAGACGAGGGGCAUGACGAGGGCUCUGUCCAGCCCUACAUUGUGGGUGCCCAGAGCCCAGAGCAGCAGGAGCUGCUGGCCCGGCACGGCCCAACACGGCCUGUCUUUGUGGAGGGGCCGUUCCCCCUCUGGCUGCGCAGCACCCGGCUGAGCUACUAUGUACUGCGGGGGGACCCCCUGCCCCCCCACCUGCGGGAGGACCCCCCAGACCCCGAGCGCAGCCUGUACUACCCCCUGCAACUCGACCUGGACCUGGAGCGUGGCCCCUGGGAUGACGACGACUUUGAUGUGGAAGAGGUGGAGGAGGGCCCCGUUUUUGCCUUGUGCAUGGCGGGGUCAGGCGACCGGCACACACUGGGACAGUGGAUCGCAGCGCUGCAGGAGCAGAACCCCGUCCUGGGCCGCACCCCUGUCAUCUUCCGCCUCCAGGAUGGGGACCCCCCGGCUGGCACCCCCGUGGGCCCUGCGGCCCCCUGCCUGGGGACGGGCCCCUCCCCACCCGCUGUGCUGGAGCCCCCUGACCCACCACGGGGGCACGGCACUGGGGGGGAUGUUGCCAGGCCCGGGAGCCAUGGGGGGCCGGACGUGCCCCCCACAUUUCUGGGGGAAUAAAGGAGUUGUCUCUGCUGGA